CAAGCACUCGAGGUUUGGGUCGAGGAUUACUGUAGCCCCGGAGGCCCAAAUCCAACCCAAGCGUAGAUUAAACGAUAAACACCAGAAGAGGCACACAUUUUAGCAGUAAUCCGUUAUGAAUGAAAUUUUAUUCCUUCCUGUUAGUGGAGACUAUUCAAAAACAAGAACAGAUGGAGAACUCUCUCUAUUUUUCCGUGACGUUUCUGAACUGUCUUGAAAUGGUCUCCAAAGUCUAAAUUUCUAGUGGAGACUCACUCACUCUGCUUCCAACCUUAAUUUUUUGAAUGGAAAGUAUCUGGAUUUUUCCCUCUCAAUAUCUUCCAUCACCAGCAUAUUCCAUGAACACUAUCUCUGCCAACUUUAGAACAAAAAUACGUUUCGGUUCCUCCAAAUUUAGGUGUUUUUGUGCUUCUUCACUAGAUUUGACAAAUAAUCAUGAGCUGGUUAGCGGUAGGAGUUGCCCAAAGAGGAAAAUGGUUGAUAGUUUCAGGGUUAGGGUUAAGGUUUCUGAGGCUCAGUUAAAGGAGAAUUGGUUAGCUUCCCUCUCAUACCCAUUUUCCCAGAUGGAUGGACAGCGGAGUAUCAAUGGAGAGGAACCCACUAGUAAUGUUGAUUCCCAAUGGGUAAUAGGCAUUGACCCUGAUCUUUCGGGAGCAUUGGCGCUCUUGAAAAGUGAAAAUUCGGUUUGUUCUGCUCAGGUGUUUGAUAGUCCUCACUUGCAAGUAUUGAUUGGCAAAAGAAUUCGAAAACGUUUGGAUGCAAAGUCUAUUGUUCAGUUGCUGCGGAACUUGGAUGCCCCCCAUGGAACUAAAGUAUAUAUUGAGCAAUCAAUUCCGUAUCCACAAGAUGGGAAACAGGGAUGGUGGAGUGGAGGAUUUGGAUAUGGUUUAUGGAUUGGGAUGUUAGUUGCCUCUGGAUUUUCUGUUGUUCCAGUCCCAUCUUCAUUGUGGAAGAAUCACUUUGAACUCUCUGGGAACCGCUCAACCAAGGAUGACAGCAGGAAGCUUGCAUCAACAUUAUUUCCAUCUUUGGGUCCCCUCUUAAAGCGGAAAAAGGAUCACGGCAGAGCCGAGGCUCUUCUUAUUGCUGCUUAUGGUAAAGGCCUAAGUGUAGGGCCAGGCACGUCCAAUCUCAUUGCAGAAUAGAACAUGAUGCUUUAAAAGCUUGAAAUCACACAGCACGGCAACAAUCCUACUUACUAGGUUUUGGCACAAAGCUUUUGGUUACUGGUGUGCACAAUUUCUUUCCCAAAAAUGAAGGCAUGGGAUGUGAACUGGUGAGUGAAGAAGCCUACAAAUGUGUUAUCCAUGUUGAGAUCUUGGGCUCCUCUCCAUGCAUCUUGGAUGUCAUACAACACUUAUGGCUUCAACAUUCCAUUUCACGACGGAAUUGAAACAGCGUCGCUCCAUUCUAAUCCAUCUCACUGGGUAGAUCCUUCAGCACAUGAAAUUUCUAACUUAAUCAAAUUGUGCAUGUAUUGUAUCAUUUAAAUUGAUCAUUUUGCUUUUUGUUCUUUGCCAUCAUUUUUCCGUUUUAAUCUAAUUGUUAAUUCAGUUAA
Macadamia integrifolia is the source of this 1558-nucleotide messenger RNA. Its product is annotated as Holliday junction resolvase MOC1, chloroplastic. Bases 285 to 1145 code for a protein of 286 amino acids. The transcript is spliced from 6 exons. NCBI's taxonomy places the organism in Eukaryota, Viridiplantae, Streptophyta, Magnoliopsida, Proteales, Proteaceae. Gene Ontology annotation, molecular function: crossover junction DNA endonuclease activity. The record is from RefSeq and is a predicted model, not a curated record.